AUGGCGGGAAUCUCGCCUGUGGGAGGACAUGUUCCCUCUCACGCACAGUCGUCCUUGCCCUCGCUGCCCGCACAUCUUCAAUCUGACACCCAUCUAACCGCCCACUUGGCCAGUCGAUUCCAUGUCGGUCUCCCCACGGCUCGCCUGUCUUCGCAGGCUCUCAUCAGUCUCAACACAUACACCUCGUCGUCAAAGGGUCCCGAUGGCGCCAAGGAAGGCAGUGCCAUGGGGGAGGCGGAGGACCUGGCCCGCCGCGCUUUUACCCGCUUAGGGGCGCGCGGGGAGAACCAGUCCAUUGUAUUCCUUGGUGAGAGUGGUUCAGGCAAAACCACCAUUCGAUCACACCUCCUGUCCGCCUUUCUCUCCUUCUCAUCGACCCCCCUGUCCUCCAAACUCUCCUAUGCGGCGUUCGUCUUCGACACGUUGACCACCACCAAAUCCUUGACCACCCCCACCGCGUCCAAAGCCGGCUUGUUUCUAGAGCUACAGUAUGACGGGUCGUCCUCGGUAAACCCGACGCUGAUUGGCGGCAAGAUUAUCGAUCACAGACUGGAACGCAGCCGGAUCACAUCUGUCCCCACCGGCGAGCGAAGCUUCCAUGUCCUCUACUAUCUCUUGGCCGGGACCAGCGCCGCCGAAAAGGCGCAUCUGGGCUUCGAGAACACCAUCCACAUUACGACCGGCGGCGGGAAACUGUCGGGCACCUCGGUCAAACACAAACGGUGGAGGUAUCUGGGCCAUCCCACGCAGAUGAAAGUCGGCAUCAACGACACCGAAGGCUUCCAGCAUUUCAAGACCGCUCUGAGAAAGCUGGAGUUUCCCCGCAGCGAAAUCGCCGAGAUCUGCCAGAUCCUCGCGGCCAUCCUGCAUCUGGGCCAGCUCGAUUUCAUCAGCGGGCAAGCGACGACCACGUCCGCCGAGGAGUCUGGAGGCUACUCCCACGAAGGCGGCGAAACCGUCACCAUCGUCCGUAAUAAGGAUGUCCUUUCCAUCAUUGCCGCCUUCCUAGGUCUAGGGGUGGAAGAGCUCGAGACCAGUUUCCGCUAUCGCACCAAGACGAUCCACCGCGAGCGCGUCACGGUCAUGCUGGACCCGAGCGGCGCGCGCCAGAGUGCCGAUGAACUGGCCCGCACCAUCUACUCGCUUCUGGUCGCCUACGUGCUGGAAAGCAUCAACCAGAAGAUCUGCGCCGCGGAGGAUAGCGUGGCCAACACCGUCUCCAUCGUCGACUUCCCCGGAUUUUCCCAGUCCUGUGCUACCGGCUCGACCUUGGACCAGCUGCUGAGCAAUGCGGCCACAGAGUCAUUGUACAACUUUUGCCUGCAGUCAUUCUUUGACCGCAAAGCCGACAACCUGGAGCGGGAAGACGUGGCCGUCCCGGCAACGAGCUACUUCGACAACACGGACGCUGUCCGCGGACUGCUGAAGCACGGCAACGGGCUGCUUAGUAUCCUCGAUGACCAGACGCGGCGGGGCCGCACGGAUAUCCAGUUCGCGGAAUCGUUGAAGAAGCGCUUCGAAAACAAAAACCCGGCCAUCUCCGUGGGCGGCUCCGGCUCCAAACAGGGCACUAGCUACGCCGCGCAGCAGGCCCGCGCCGCGUUCACCGUGAAGCACUUUGCCGGUGAGGUCGACUAUUCCGUCGGUGGCCUCAUCGAGGACAACGGGGAGAUUAUCUCCGGCGACCUGAUGAACCUGGUGAACACCACCAAGAGUGACUUUGUCCGGGACCUGUUCGGCCAAGAGGCCCUGCAGAAGGUGACUCACCCCAAGGAGCGGACGGCGAUCAUGCAAGCCCAAGUGAGCUCCAAGCCCAUGCGGAUGCCGAGCAUGGCGCGACGGAAGACCACCCCCCCUACCCGGUUGGCCUUCGAUGCCGCCAUCGGCGACGACCCGGAAGAAUACGAAAGCCACGCGGGCAGCUCCGCGAAGAAUUCCGGGCGACGCAAGAGCGGGGCGCUCAUGAAUGGCAUGCAGGGCGCCGCCGGGCAAUUUUUAUCGUCGCUCACCAUCGUCAACAAGUGCCUAAGCUCCAGCAAUUCCAACCCGUACUUCAUCUUCUGCUUGAAGCCCAACGACCGCCGCAUCGCAAACCAGUUCGACAGCAAAUGCGUGCGAGCCCAGGUCCAGACAUUCGGCAUCGCCGAGAUCAGUCAGCGACUCCGGAAUGCCGAUUUCAGCGUGUUUCUGCCCUUCGCGGAAUUCCUGGGCCUGGCGGACAUUGGUAAUAUCGUGGUCGGCAGUGACCGGGAGAAAUCGGAGGUCGUCCUGGACGAGAAACGAUGGCCUGGAAACGAGGCCCGGGUGGGCAGUACCGGUGUCUUCCUCAGUGAGCGCUGCUGGGCCGAUCUGGCCAAGGUCGGCGAGCGUGUGAUGCCCAUCGGCGUUGGCACUGGGUCUGAGGAGGGUGCUGACAGCGUCCCGCACGCACGGAGCCCGGGCUAUAUGGAUUCCAAGGUCCGACUUCUCAACCCCGCCGAUCAGUCGCCCGGCGCUUUUAUCUACGGCGAGGAAGGCAAACAGGGCUACUUUGGGGCCCGUGAGUUUGACGGGCGCUCCGAGGCCGGAGGAUCCGCCUUCAACUCGGGCGACAUGUUCCAUAACCUCGAGACGCGGGAGCAGAUGUUGGAAAAGGGCAAUGAAAAACAGAUGGAAGAGGUGGAUGAUGCGCCGGUCUCGGGCAGUCGCAAACGCUGGCUGGCCAUCGUCUACCUGCUCACCUUCUGGCUUCCGGAUUUUAUCAUCAAGCUGGUCGGUCGGAUGAAGCGGAAGGACGUCCGCGACGCCUGGCGCGAGAAGUUCGCGAUCAACUUGAUCAUCUGGUUCAGCUGUGGAGUUGCCAUUUUCAUCAUCGUCGGUUUCCCGGGCCUGGUCUGUCCGACCCAGCACGUUUAUUCAGCGUCGGAGUUAUCUUCAAACGACGGCAAACACGGCCAUAAAUCGUUUGUCGCCGUUCGCGGUGUGGUCUUUGAUCUUGAUGCUUUCAUCCCCGCCCAUUACCCGGACAUCGUACCCGAAAAGGCCUUGAAGAAAUAUGCCGGUAUCGACGCCACUGGCCUCUUCCCGGUCCAGGUGUCGGCAUUGUGUCAGGGCAAAUCGGGAUCCGUUGAUCCAACGGUGCUCUUGGAUUAUACUCCUACCAACAUCACCGGCUCGGCUACUACUAUCAGUUCGGGGGAUGUUAAUUCGAGAUAUCACGACUUCCGCCACUUCACGAACGACACACGACCGGACUGGUUUGCUGAACAGAUGCAAAUGCUGAAAGCGAAUUAUAAAAAGGGUUACAUCGGAUACACUCCUGAGUAUAUGAAAUCCUUAGCGGGCAAGUCGAAGUCGAUCUCAAGCAUCGAUGGCAAAGUGUAUGACAUGACGAAUUACAUCACGGGCGGCCGUCGCACGCAGGCCCCGCCUGGAGAGAAGGUGCCCGGGAAUGUCGAUCGCGACUUCAUGCACUCCGUCGUGGUGGAGCUCUUCCAGCAACGUCCUGGUCAGGAUUUGACCAAGUAUUGGCAAAAUCUAGACAUCGACAAGGAUUUGCGCGAUCGAAUGAAGUUGUGCUUGGAUAACCUUUUCUUUGUCGGUCACGUCGACACACGUAACUCGGCCCAGUGCCAGUUCGCGCAGUACUUUAUUCUGGCGAUAUCGAUUCUCAUUUGCGCGGUGGUCAUCUUCAAGUUCCUGGCGGCUCUUCAGUUCCAGAAGAAGAAUGUCCCUGAGCAUUUGGACAAGUUUGUUAUCUGCCAGGUCCCGGCCUACACGGAAGACGAGGAGUCUCUCCGUCGUGCUAUCGACUCCAUGGCUCGUAUGCAGUAUGACGAUAAGCGGAAGCUGCUCGUUGUGAUCUGUGACGGUAUGAUUAUUGGUCAAGGAAACGAUCGACCCACGCCGAGGAUCGUUCUCGAUAUCCUGGGUGUGCCCGAGACCGUGGACCCGGAGCCUCUGAGCUUUGACAGUCUGGGCGAAGGUAUGAAACAGCAUAACAUGGCUAAGGUCUAUUCGGGCCUGUACGAAGUGCAGGGUCACAUCGUUCCGUUCCUGGUCGUGGUCAAGGUUGGCAAGCCCUCCGAGGUGUCGCGGCCCGGCAACCGAGGCAAGCGUGAUUCGCAGAUGGUCCUGAUGCGGUUCUUGAAUCGCAUCCAUUACAACCUUCCCAUGAGCCCUAUGGAGCUGGAGAUGCAUCAUCAAAUCCGCAAUAUCAUCGGCGUCAAUCCGACGUUCUACGAAUUCAUUUUGCAAGUCGAUGCAGAUACAGUGGUUGCGCCUGAUGCAGCAACACGCAUGGUGUCGUCCUUCCUCGCGGACACUCGCAUCAUCGGCGUCUGUGGCGAGACUGCGUUGACCAACGCCAAGACGUCCGCAGUGACCAUGAUCCAGGUGUACGAAUACUACAUCUCGCACAACCUCACCAAGGCGUUUGAGAGUCUCUUCGGGUCCGUCACUUGCUUGCCUGGUUGUUUUACCAUGUACCGCAUCCGCUCGGCUGAAACCGCCAAACCGCUGUUCGUCAGCAAGGAGGUUGUCGAUUCUUAUUCUGAAAUUCGUGUGGACACACUUCACAUGAAGAACCUGCUGCAUCUGGGUGAAGACCGUUACCUGACGACGCUGCUUUUGAAGCACCACCCCAAGUACAAGACAAAGUUCAUCUUCGCGGCCCAUGCUUGGACAAUUGCGCCAGAGAACUUCGCUGUGUUCCUCUCCCAACGUCGUCGAUGGAUCAACUCUACAGUCCAUAACCUGAUCGAGCUGAUUCCGCUUCAGCAGCUGUGUGGUUUCUGCUGUUUCAGUAUGCGAUUCAUCGUCUUCAUUGACCUUCUCAGUACCGUCAUUCAGCCUGUCACCAUCGCAUAUGUCGUCUACCUCAUCGUGUGGCUUGUUCGCGACACAUCCACCAUCCCGUAUACCGCGUUCAUUCUCCUCGCCGCAAUUUACGGCUUACAGGGUCUCAUUUUCAUCCUCCGCCGCAAGUGGGAAAUGAUCGGCUGGAUGAUCAUCUACAUCUGCGCCAUGCCAGUCUUCGCUCUCGCCCUACCCCUCUACUCCUUCUGGAACAUGGACGACUUCUCCUGGGGCAACACACGCGUCAUCACAGGCGAAAAGGGCCGCAAGGUGGUCAUCUCCGACGAAGGCAAAUUCGACCCGGCCUCAAUCCCCAAGAAGAAGUGGGAAGAAUACCAGACCGAGCUGUGGGAAGCGCAGACCUCGCGCGACGACCGCUCAGAAGUAUCCGGCGUAUCCUACGGCACCAAAUCCUACCACCCCAUGCAGUCGGAGUACGGCUUCCCGGGCUCGAGGCCGAUGUCUCAACUUGAGCUGCCUCGCUACGGCGGGUCCCGCAUGUCUAUCGCCCCGUCUGAGAUGAUGAGUCGCCAUAUGGAUAUGGAGAUGGAAGACCUCUCCCAUCUUCCUAGCGAAGAUGCUAUUCUUGCUGAGAUUCGCGAAAUCCUCCGCACGGUUGACUUGAUGAGCGUGACGAAGAAGAGCAUCAAGCAGGAGUUGGAGAGGCGGUUCGGUAUGAACUUGGAUGCUAGGCGGCAGUACAUCAACUCAGCCACCGAAGCUGUCCUUUCCGGCGCGCUAUGA
Messenger RNA from Aspergillus campestris IBT 28561, 5580 nucleotides. It is a transcript of the gene chsE, whose product is annotated as chitin synthase class Va. The transcript is spliced from 4 exons. Gene Ontology annotation, molecular function: cytoskeletal motor activity; ATP binding; chitin synthase activity. NCBI's taxonomy places the organism in Eukaryota, Fungi, Ascomycota, Eurotiomycetes, Eurotiales, Aspergillaceae. Gene Ontology annotation, cellular component: cell septum; cell periphery; myosin complex. The coding region runs from base 1 to 5580 and encodes 1859 amino acids. The record is from RefSeq and is a predicted model, not a curated record.